Molecule: messenger RNA, 1298 nt
Organism: Corticium candelabrum
Lineage: Eukaryota; Metazoa; Porifera; Homoscleromorpha; Homosclerophorida; Plakinidae
Exons: 12
Coding region: 86-1186 (366 amino acids)
Source: RefSeq, a predicted model, not a curated record
CGUGGGAAAGUCUUAUCACGUGACAUACCAAGGUAUCUACCAUUCUUUUGGCUGAACUGUAACUAUCUGCAGUGCACAGAUUGAAAUGGCAGCUUAUCCACCACAGCAACCACCAGCCUACUCUCCACAAGGGUAUCCUCCACAACCAGGCUAUCCACCUCAGGGUUACCCACCUCAGGGCUAUCCACCGCAAGGCUAUCCACCGCAAGGCUAUCCACCUCAGCCGUAUCCACAAGCAGCACCCAUGCAACAGCAGCAGCAGUCGAAUGUCGUUGUCGUCGGUGGUGGAGCUCCUGCAAUGCAUCAUACAACUGUCGUCACUCAGCGACAAGGUACGAACCAUCUCUUGCACCUUCUCAUCACGCUGCUGUUCUGGCCUUGGAUUAUCGUCUGGAUCAUUUUCUGCAUCAUUGAAGGGGUGCAGUAUAGAUUUCUGUGUCUGCUGUACGUUCUGUAUCAAAUGGCAUCAUGCAAUGGUCAUGAUCUCAGUAUUUCACAAAACCUCUCUACCAAGUCUGCCACCAGAAGAAACAUGGAAGAGAAGCAACCAGAUUCCCCACCCGCUUACUCUGGGCAGAGCGCUCCGCCUCCUCAAGGCUAUCCACCACAAGGCUAUCCACCACAAGGUUAUCCUCCUCAAGGUUAUCCUCCACAAGGUUAUCCUCCACAAGGAUAUCCUCCACAGCCAUAUCAGGGUUACCCUCCACAAGGCUACGCUCCUGCUCCUCAGCAGCAGCAGCAGUCAAAUACAACAGUCGUUGUAGCUCAACCUCAAGCCGCUGCAGCCAGUACAACAGUCGUUGUGAACAGACGCGCCACCAACCACUGCAUGCACUGCUGCAUUACUUUUUUCUUCUGGCCGUGGAUUUUCGUCUGGAUUUAUCUGAUGGUAUUGGUACAGUUGAAUACCGAACCAUACCCUUUGUUAGCGCCUGAUUCAGGCCUUCCUAAAGCUAGAAGACUAGAAUACAGAAUGGCAUACCAACCUCCACAGCCAACUUAUCCUUCACAGGCAAGCUAUCCUUCACAGCAGUCGAAUGUCAAGGUGAACCAGUACUCAGGAGUAAGCCAGACCACCGUUAUUGUUGAACGAAAGCCUACAAACCAUCUUCUCCACUGCCUCAUCACCUGUUUUUUUCCACCAUGGAUAUUUGUUUGGAUAUACCUUUGCAUUGUCAACCCUUGAACUGGUUGCAGUGGAACAUCAGAAACUACAAAGUUAGAUUAGCCUGAUUUUGUGUUGAAAUCUCUUCUGUAUGGUCUGAAAGCGAAUAUGGUCUUACACAAGAUGUUGAAGA